CACGUUCUCUCUCUUAAAUACAUACAUACGUACAUACAUAAGAAAUGAGCCAGAAGUAUCACUUGCCAGUGAAGCCCCUGUUGUUGCCAAUUUUAAGAAUAGUCGUAGCCAAGGUAAAUCAAACCUUUUUUAUAGGUUAAAAAACACAAACCUCCAAGCAGUCUGUGGUCUCAGACACCUUGGUCUCUGUCUGCCAAGAAGAGGCUUGGCUUGAAGUGGACCUUGAAGUGGACCUCCGUCCUCUGCCUCAAAGUAGGGGCUUUGAGGUGUGUGAGUGAUGGCUGGGGUUCCCCAGACUGCCAGCAGGCCUGGGAGCUGAGGCUGAUGUCAGGCUAACCUCCAGUCCUCCUUCCUGAGGAGCUGCGGGUCUUUGGAGGGCUGAGGACAUGCCCCAGAUGCGUGGAGGCUGAGUCACCCAGCCUGUCAGUGCCCCUUGGAGCCCCGGCGGGGGCCACCACCCACCACAGGAGGAAGGGUGGGUAGCUGCUGUGCCGGCUGAGCCGGGGCCUCCUGGGAUCCUGGGAACCCCAUCUUUGAGCUCCACCCGUGACUCCGCCCCUCCCCAGGAGGGAAAAGGCAGCCAGCUGCCAGUGGCUUACCUCAUAGGCACUGGACCUGACCCACAGGACGAGAGGGUAGACUGCUGCCGUCACCACCUCAGGCCGGGCCAUGGAUCCACACGAGAUGGUCGUCAAGAACCCGUACGCCCAUGUCAGCAUCCCCCGCGCUCACCUUCGGCCCGACCUGGGGCAGCAGCUGGAAGCGGCUUCCUCUUCCUGGGGGUCUCAGUCUCUGCCUGCGGGGUCCUGCCCCUCAGAGCCCACCCGGCUCCUGCAGCCCACCGAGGAGGCCCUAGAGAGCAAAGGUGGCAAGGGGGCCAAGGGCACUGGCCAGAUCCAGGGACACCAGGUCUGGCCACAGACCAGCAACCCCUGCAGUGGUGGGCAGCGUCCGGCAGGACUGACCUACGCCGGCCGGCCACCCAUCGGGCGCGGUGACGACAUCGCCCACCACUGCUGCUGCUGCCCCUGCUGCCCCUGUUGCCACUGCCCUCGCUUCUGCCGCUGCCACAGCUGCUGCUGCGUCAUCUCCUAGCCCAGCACCCGCGUGGCCGUGGGGCCUGUGGUGGGACCCCCCACCGUGGCUUGGGCGGCCGCCGGACCACUGUCAUGGGUAUUGGCCACUUCCCACCCCAGAUGGGAGCAGCUACCUGCCGAGGGGGCCGACCGCCCAGCUCUAGCCCCUUGCUGGAGAGCCUGGGCCCCUGCGGCGAGGGCAGCCGCGGGGACACCCUUGACCACCUCCCUCGGGCCCCACUGCCCA
Messenger RNA from Neogale vison (American mink), 1323 nucleotides. It is a transcript of the gene CYSRT1, whose product is annotated as cysteine rich tail 1. The record is from RefSeq and is a predicted model, not a curated record. Lineage: Eukaryota; Metazoa; Chordata; Mammalia; Carnivora; Mustelidae. The transcript is spliced from 2 exons. The coding region runs from base 670 to 1095 and encodes 141 amino acids.